Messenger RNA from Microbotryum saponariae, 656 nucleotides. Lineage: Eukaryota; Fungi; Basidiomycota; Microbotryomycetes; Microbotryales; Microbotryaceae. The record is from the annotation of a GenBank genome assembly.
AUGACGACCGUCGUUCGCAACCUGGAUCUUGUCGCUCCGGACCGCCCUGAUCACCAACACUCGACCAUGGUAGAUAAGUUUCCCCUCGUGUCCGCUGUCCAACACAGCCCCUCUCCGAGCCUCGAUGGCCCGCUUGGAGUUCGGUCUUGUAGCUUCGCAUUGCGCUCGCCCAGUUUGCCUUAGAUCCUCUGCGCGCCCCCUUGCUAGAACCUCGCCCGACUCGCGCGCUCUCGCACCUCUCUCCCUCUUCUCUAUCGUUUCACUCGCCUAGUCAGACUGCUGAGUUUCGGUAGAGAACAGGUCGUUCGGCUACGCUCGCGCCCCCGCGCUGCGCCCGCUCCGCCUCACGACAUCUCGACCUGGGAGUACCUUGCGACGUCGACCUGCCUCGCAACCUCCCCGAAACGAUCCGGCUCGUGCCGCCUCACGAAUCCUCAGCGACCCACGGUCCCAACUUAAAAAAACUGAGGGUCGAAUGGCGCUCUCGACCCAGACGCAGGCCCCGCAACAUGAAUCACCUUGUCGUCUCGCACGCAAGAUUGUGAGUCAUUUAAGCUGUCAUCUUGACCGGAAAUCGAGCGGGCACCAAAGUCUUCAUCCCUCGCAUGCGACUUGAGAGGAAUGCGACUAGCAGUUACCAGCGUGUUUUCAUCUAA